AUGUCGAACAAAACCGAGAGCACAAGUACUGCCAAAUCCCACCAACAACUCGUGAACGAAUUGAAAGACGCUUUCAAUCUCUUCGAUCGAGAUGGAGAUGGCAAGAUUUCCAUGGAAGAAUUGGGUGAUGUAUUGAAAAAUUUAGGUCAAGUUCCUUCUCCAGAAGAUUUAGAAAUUAUGUUCAGAGAAGUCGAUCAAGACAAUAAUGGUACGAUCGAAUUUGAUGAAUUCAUGAAAAUGAUGGAACUUAAAAACACAACUGUGGACACUGAGGACGAAAUUCGUGAAGCUUUCCGAGUUUUUGAUAAGAAUAAUGAUGGUUAUAUUAGUCAUGAAGAAUUAAAGUCCAUGAUGUGCAAUUUAGGUGAAACACUUUCAGAUAAAGAGGUCAAUGAAAUGAUUAAGCAAGCUGAUAAAGAUGGAAAUGGAGUGAUCGAUUUCGAUGAAUUCAAAAAUGUCUUUAUGAAAGACAUUUCCAAUUAA
Molecule: messenger RNA, 483 nt
Organism: Naegleria lovaniensis
Lineage: Eukaryota; Heterolobosea; Eutetramitea; Acrasida; Naegleriidae
Exons: 4
Coding region: 1-483 (160 amino acids)
Biological process (GO): spindle pole body organization
Cellular component (GO): central plaque of spindle pole body
Molecular function (GO): enzyme regulator activity; calcium ion binding
Source: RefSeq, a predicted model, not a curated record